This is a messenger RNA of Botrytis byssoidea, 2990 nucleotides long. RefSeq lists its product as uncharacterized. The transcript is spliced from 5 exons. The record is from RefSeq and is a predicted model, not a curated record. Gene Ontology annotation, biological process: reductive iron assimilation; cellular response to iron ion starvation. Gene Ontology annotation, cellular component: high-affinity iron permease complex. Lineage: Eukaryota; Fungi; Ascomycota; Leotiomycetes; Helotiales; Sclerotiniaceae. Gene Ontology annotation, molecular function: copper ion binding; ferroxidase activity. Bases 945 to 2792 code for a protein of 615 amino acids.
UCGACACAACUUUGCAUCCAACACCAAGCAUUUCUCCCUGCAGUGAUUCUUUUCCUUUACCUUCUUUCUUCACUGCAUCACCCGAAUUGGUCUCCACUUCUAAGUUCCAUGCUGAGAGUUUGAGGUGUUGAAGCGAACAUCGUUGAUCCAUCAAAUCGUACCUAUCAACUGACACUUCCUUCAUCCCGUCCCGUCUUUAAUCAGAUUGUCUUCUGAGUUUUGACCUUGCAUGCUUGGGAUUCAAAUCGAACGCCUCUUGAUUCUGUACACCAGCACAUCUUCUUCCUAUAACGAAUGUUUGGUUCCUAACGCUGGUGUCAUUCCCCUUCAUCGAGUUACAUUUCGGCCUAAUAAGUGACUUCCGGGAUAUCUGAUCAUAUAUCACCAAAUACAGCUCUGAUAUCGAUCACUUCAGUUUUUUCUCUCUUUCGCGUAUUCGGUUAGAACUUUACCGCAACAGUUUUCCUGUCAUUUAUUUACCUACAACAACCACCGGGGGUCAAAAGCUUCUUACAAUUAAGAAUAUUUACCGCGACUGGGUAAACAAAGCCUAGAUUUUUCUUAGCUCGAUUCUCUACUACGCCUUCCCUGAUUCGGAACAUUCUCCACUCACGCUCGUGUCACUCAUCAAUUACAAUAACGUUUGAUAUUUAAUCAGAUCAUCUUAUCAAUCAUUAGCUUUUAUUAGCUACCUAGCCCUUGCAAAUUUGCUCCCCUCUUCAACAGGCCUUUCGGGUAUCCACUUUCUUACUUCACUCCAUCCAUCAGUCAACAGCUACCUACCCUUACUACCUUGGGUACCUAGUUAUCAAUCUCUGUUUUGGGUUGAUAUUGGGAGCUCUCUAGUAUUCACUUACAAAAUAAUCUCAAGUCUUGAGAAAAUUAUCUCGACCAAAGUUUGAUCUUCAUCUUACCAACAGUUUUACUCAUUACUUGAUUUGAACAUGGCAAUUUCUCUAUCUUUCUUCCCCAUCUUAUCAGCGCUGCUUCUUGUAUUUUCACUCCUCACAGAAGCAGCGACGGUUACUUAUGACUUCAACAUCACUUGGGUACGAGCAAAUCCCGAUGGCGCUCAUGAACGUCCAACCAUUGGCAUCAAUGGACAAUGGCCAUUGCCUAUUAUGAGGGCAAAUGUUGGGGAUCAAGUAAUUGUUAACGUUGACAAUCAACUUGGCAAUCAAACUACAACACUUCAUUUUCACGGUCUUUUCAUGAAUGGCAGUACUCACAUGGAUGGACCUGCACAAGUAUCUCAAUGUGGAAUUCCCUCUGGUUCACAGUUUGUUUACAAUUUUACUGUCAACCAGCCAGGUACUUACUGGUAUCAUUCCCACGACAGAGGGCAAUAUCCAGAUGGACUUAGAGCACCAUUCAUUGUCACGGAUCCAGAUUUUCCAUAUGCGGAUGACGUUGACGAGGAAUUUGUCCUCUCAGUCUCAGACUGGUACCACGAAGAGAUGCAAGUCUGGAUUCCUAAGUUUAUCGGAGUUGCAAAUCCAACCGGAGCGGAGCCUGUUCCUCAAGCCGUUCUUCUUAAUGAUACUCAGAAUCUUACUCUAUCGGUACAGCCCGGGAAGACCUACCUGUUUCGCAUGGUCAACAUUGGUGCUUUUGCUGGCCAGUACAUUUGGUUCGAAGGCCACAAUAUAACCAUUGUUGAAGUUGAUGGCGUCUAUACUGAGAAAGCAGAGGCAGAAUCUAUAUAUAUCGCUGCAGCUCAGAGAUACAGCUUUUUACUCACCACCAAGAAUGACACUUCGGCGAACUUUGCUUUUGUCACAAGCAUGGAUACGUCCCUCUUUGACGUAAUUCCUGAUGAUUUGAAUUGGAACGGCACGGGAUGGCUGGUCUAUGAUGAUAAUAAAGCUCUUCCGGAUGCCGCAUUUAUUGACGAAUACAACGAUUUCGAUGAUUUUAAUCUAGUACCUUACGAUCACAUGGCGCUACUCCCAGAACCUGAUCAGGUUAUCAGUCUCGAUGUAGUCAUGGACGUGCUUGGAAAUGGCAAACCAUACGCAUUCUUCAACAAUAUUACAUAUGUUUCCCCCAAGGUUCCCACCCUAUAUUCGGUUAUGUCCACUGGAGAUGAUGCUGCAAAUGCUGCUGUCUAUGGAGAGUUCACUCACUCCUUUGUUCUUAAUUACCAACAAACAAUAGAAAUAGUCGUAAACAACCUUGACUCCGGCAAACAUCCUUUCCAUCUCCACGGUCAUAACUUUCAAGUAAUUCAGAGAUCCGAUGAAGAUGCUGGCACGUUCGAUUCUACCAACACAACGGAGACAUCCUUCCCGGCCGUUCCCAUGCGUCGCGACACAGUCGUUCUUCGUCCAUCCGGCUACCUCGUUCUCCGUUUCCAAUCUGACAACCCGGGAGUGUGGCUCUUCCACUGCCACAUCGAAUGGCACGUCGAUCAGGGUCUCAUCGCAACCAUGAUCGAAGCGCCCCUCGAGCUCCAAAAAUCUCUCACAAUCCCAGAGAAUCAUAUCGCUGCUUGCCAAGCUCGUGGUGUACCAUAUACAGGUAAUGCGGCUGGUAAUACAGAAGAUUACUUGGAUCUGAAAGGUGCUAAUGUAGCGCCCGGACCGUUGCCUGCGGGUUUCACGGCAAAGGGAAUUGUGGCUAUGGUGUUUAGUUGCUUGGCUGCGCUUUUGGGUUUAGCUACUAUUACGUGGUAUGGACUUGCUGAGAUGGGAGAUGCGGAUAAGGAGGCGGAGAAGAAGAGAUUGGCGGGAGAUGCAAGUGAAAGCAGUGAAGGCGUUUUUGUUCCGGAGAGCGUUAUGGUGGAGAAGUAAGGUGAUUUUGUAGAAGUACAUGGUUUGGCUCGCAAUAAUCGGGGGAGAUAUAGUGGGAAGAAUCUGAAAUAAAUAAAGACCCUGAGAUGAUUUUCGAGCUGAAAAUCGAUUCUAUAGAGUUCAUGAGAUGAGGAAAUGUACAUAUGAUAAAUGAUAAUACCCUGCUGAUACCAAUGAUUAGUUUUUCUAUUUAACUAC